UGUCUCUUCCGAGGUGACAUUCUCAAGGCGAAGCUAGCAAAGCAAUCGCCGGUGCACAAUGAUAAAGCUUGCGUUCAGGCCAGACGGCCUUGCUCGCCCUCCGGCUUGCUCGUCAUAUAUACGUAUGCUUCAACAGGCUCCUACGCUUGUUCGCAAGUCUGGCGCAGGUAGAAUAUACACAACAUGAAGGGGUCUGUCCUGCUUACCGCAACCGCUCUCUGCGGCGUUGCAUUUUCAAGGAUAAUUGCUCCUGCACCACUUCAUCUGCACCGGCGCGAUGACAUUGACCCGGACGAGCUAUAUCCUGCCCAUAACAUCUCCGUUCCCAUAGACCAUUUCCACAACGAAUCCCAGUAUGAACCUCAUACGAAUGCCUCGUUCAACCUGCGAUACUUCUUCGAUGCGACAUACUACAAGCCCGGUGGUCCCGUCAUAGUCUUGCAAAGUGGUGAAACAGAUGCCUCGACCAGAUUGGUAUAUCUUCAGAAGGGCAUUCUAGCUCAGCUGUCCAACGCAACCAACGGCAUUGGAGUCGUCCUCGAGCACAGGUACUAUGGCACAAGUUUCCCAACCAAAAACUUGACCACGAAGUCGCUUCGAUUCCUGACAACAGAACAAGCCCUGGCCGAUCAAGCAUAUUUCGCCUCGCAUGUUGUCUUUCCUGGGUUCGAACAUGUGAACUUGACUGCUCCGCAUACACCGUACAUAACAUACGGAGGCUCAUAUGCAGGCGGCUUCGCUGCGUUCAUGCGCAAGAUUUAUCCUGACUUGUACUGGGGAGCGAUCUCUUCUUCCGGAGUGACAGAAGCCAUCUACGAUUUCUGGCAGUACUAUGAGCCUGUCCGCGAGUAUGCACCCUCUGAUUGCAUCGAGAACCAUGUCAAGCUCACCAACAUCCUGGAUACCGUUCUGAAACAGAACGACACCAAGACUGUCACACAACUCAAGGCCGGCUUCGGCCUGGAGACACUCACCCAUAAUGAUGACUUUGCGAAUGUCGCUUCAUACGGCAUCGGUGGUUGGCAAAGCCGCAAUUGGGAUCCGGCGGUCAAUGUUCUCGAUUUCCACUAUUACUGCGGAAACAUCACCUCAAACAAAGUUCUCUGGCCCUCUUCCAAUGCCAGGGCGUCCACCGCGUCGUCUUUGGUAGAAGCUGGAGGUUGGGGUAACGAGUCGAAAACACUGACCACCCCUUUGUUGAAUUACAUGGCAUGGACCAACGACAGUUAUGGUGCUGCAACGUGCGACGGCACUUUGGAUGAGUGCUACAACAGUCACAAUGCCUCAGCUCCAAUGUAUGCCGACAAGACUCUUGCAAAUUAUAACUCUUUGUCGUGGUCUUACCAAGUCUGCACUGAAUGGGGCUAUUUCCAGACCGGAUCGGGAGUGCCGAAGAACAAGUUGCCUCUGGUCUCCCGCUUGUUGACGCUGGAGUACGAGACGUUGAUUUGUCGAUUGGCAUUCGACAUUCACCACGCUCCCAAUCUCACGGCGAUAAACAAGUAUGGUGGCUUCAACAUUUCGUACCCUCGACUCGCAUUUGUCGGGGGUGAGGCUGACCCGUGGCGUCCGGCGACUCCGCUUGCAACUCUGGAUGUUCCAGAUCAAUUGAACCGAACGAGCAAUGCCAGUGAGCCUGUCAUCAUGAUCGCUGGCGCUGUCCACCAUUGGGACGAAAAUGGCCUGUUCCCUAACGAGACCACGCCUCAACUGCCACCUCGCCCAGUAGCUGAAGCUCAAUCACAGCUGGUUCAAAUCGUCCAAGGAUGGAUGAAAGACUGGAAUGCGACGAAAUCGUAACUGGCCUGUUAACACAUGUUCUGUUCUACCGGCGGCUCCGUACCAUCGACUAUAUAGGUCAUAGAUACCGACGGUAGCACAAUCAGACGGGUGUCUGGUUUCGAUGCUGAUAUUCGCUGUCUGGACAAGUAGUAAGCAACAUAAGAAGAUGAUGAGCCCCAUUUAUGCAUUGUUCACUUUGGGGGUUUUUGUCUGGCCACCAAGCUGUACUACAUAGUACAGGGAAGGAAAGUGUCACCGAGGUCUACCGCAUGAGGAGGACAUGUUGUACCUGAUAUGGGCAAUGUACUUCUCCCUCUUUAGGAUAAGGUAAAAUGCAUC
Molecule: messenger RNA, 2121 nt
Organism: Exophiala oligosperma
Lineage: Eukaryota; Fungi; Ascomycota; Eurotiomycetes; Chaetothyriales; Herpotrichiellaceae
Exons: 3
Coding region: 184-1800 (538 amino acids)
Biological process (GO): proteolysis
Molecular function (GO): dipeptidyl-peptidase activity; serine-type exopeptidase activity
Source: RefSeq, a predicted model, not a curated record